This is a messenger RNA of Mytilus trossulus (common blue mussel), 714 nucleotides long. RefSeq names its product ficolin-2-like. NCBI's taxonomy places the organism in Eukaryota, Metazoa, Mollusca, Bivalvia, Mytilida, Mytilidae. Bases 1 to 714 code for a protein of 237 amino acids. The transcript has 5 exons. The record is from RefSeq and is a predicted model, not a curated record.
AUGGAAUCAACACUUGGAAGCAAUGUCUUGACUAAAAUAAGAACAGUUUCGUCUCCCAUUUUAAGAGAUUGCAGCGAUAUUCCAACUGGACACUAUGACGGUAUCUAUAAAAUACAACCUGAAAAUGGACCGGAAAUGAAUGUUUAUUGCGACAUGACCACAGAUGGCGGAGGUUGGACAGUAUUACAGAGAAGAUUGAAUGGAGAAAUUGAAUUUAUGAUGAAUUGGAGGAGUUUUAAAGAGGGAUUUGGAUACGUCUAUUCGGAGUAUUGGCUUGGAAACGACAAUAUACAUGCUAUUGUAAGACAGUCCGGAAGAUCAUACAAAGUACGAAUUGAUUUGGAAGAUUUUAAAGGCUUUCAGGCCUUUGCUGAGUACUCUGAUUUCUAUAUUGACAGCGAGGAAACCAACUACACACUUUGUUUAGGCCAAUACAGUGGGAAUGCAGGUGAUUCAAUGGUGGAUGUCGAUAAGGACAGUCUUAGUGGUAUGAUGUUUAGUACAUGGGAUCGUGAUAACGACAAAAGUGAUAUUCACUGUUCAUUUCUGAAGGGUGGCGCCUGGUGGUUUAAUGAUUGUUCACGUGCUAACAUCAACGGACUUUAUACUGGACAUGUUUACCUUACUCCGACGUCGGAUCGGAGUGUACAUUGGAAAACAUGGCAGCUAAAUAAUGAAUUGAAAAAGACUGAAAUGAAAAUUAAACCAUUAUAA